Messenger RNA from Onychomys torridus (southern grasshopper mouse), 4898 nucleotides. RefSeq names its product testis expressed 264, ER-phagy receptor (gene Tex264). Gene Ontology annotation, biological process: reticulophagy; protein-DNA covalent cross-linking repair. Lineage: Eukaryota; Metazoa; Chordata; Mammalia; Rodentia; Cricetidae. Bases 4221 to 4622 code for a protein of 133 amino acids. The transcript is spliced from 2 exons. The record is from RefSeq and is a predicted model, not a curated record. Gene Ontology annotation, cellular component: autophagosome membrane; replication fork; nucleus.
AGAAUAAUAAUAACGAGCUCUACUUUAGCUGCGGCCUCCCUGCUGUGCCUCCCCCAGGCACUUUGCACAUGCAGUGCAGACUGGCUGCCUGAGGGGCCUCCAGGGUCUGAGCCCCAACUUGUGAGGACCUCUGUGUGCAGGCGGGAGCCUAUCCGUGUCCUUGUAAUUAAAAAUGAGCAUGCCUCACUUCUCCCCCCCGUGAGGAGAAGCUUCCACCUCGGGUGGGAUGCAGCAGCUGCUGCUGGCUGUGUGACUGCCUGUUUGUCCAGCUGGGUACAGAGGGCUGAGUGAGACUGGGCAGCAAAGGGUGAACAAAGAGGUAAGAAGGGUGCAUCAGGCAGAACUCACUUCUUCAUGGGACUGGAGCUUAGGUCAGAGAUGUGUGACCCAGGCCUUGACCUGCACCCACGGCUUCUUCAUUUGGGGCAUUUGCCACCUAGCUCUAAGUAGAUCUAGUCCCUGGGCAGCAUGGAGGUAGGAUUCCCCUUGAGUUUCUAGCCUGGCCUCACUGCUUCUGUUUCUUGCCGUUCCACACUGCUAGCUGAAGUCAAUACACAGGCCGAUGUUCUGAGAGCAAAACAAAAUAUUCAGAUCCUCUCUCUUACCUCUCUUAUCCCUGAAUUCAGAAAGAUCUACUUGUGUGUCCUGAGAGGAAACCUUAGACCAUCAUACCAACCCAGCUCCUUCUGGGAGCCCUGGGUAGUAUGGGCAGACACUUGCCCCUAUCCAAGAGAUAGGCUUAGCCUGAGGUGAAGAGUGAGUUCCCAAGGUGGCUGAGGUACCCUCAAGAUAGUAGCCUUGUGUAAGGUGGUGAGGUGCUCCCAAUACUUUGGGGUAGGUAGUCCAUGUUAGUAGAGGGUACAGUAAUAGUGCGGGAUACGCUGAAAUCUCCCUUUCUUAUUUCCGAUUCUGGCAGGCCUGGAGGUGUGUCUAAGGGACUGGCAUUCCUGAAUCCAGUUUCUAGCAGUUCCUGCUAAAACCUUGGCAUGGCUGCCUGACUUCUCCUGUUAGGUGGCAUACACUGUGGAGGUCUGUGACUCUUCCCCCUUCAAGAGGACCUGAUGGUUUGUGUGUGUGUGUGAAUGAGCUGCUUAGGGUUGGAGUUUGUCAGAUAACCACUAGUCUAAUGGCCAGGAAAGAUCUCUCUGUCUUGGCCUUGCUUCCACCUACUUUUAGUUUCUUGGGCUGUGAUAUUCCAGGGCUGAUUGGGACUUCAGGCCUAUCUGGGCUCCCUUUCCCAGCAGUACUAGGCUCUUGUGGCAUUGAGCUGGUGUCCUUGGCCAUUGGCAGUCUGCUCUCCAAGGGCUCCCUGGGGCUAGCUGAGGGAGAGGCAGCUGGCCUCACCUUCCUCCAAUGAUUUUCCAAUAUUUUCUGGCUUGUCAACAUGCUGUUUGGGCAGCAACUCCUGCUGGGUAUUGAGGACCCAGAAGCCAGCCCAUAGCUACCCUCUUUUUCCCUGGAGGCUGCACCUGUCUAGCAAGGGAAAGGUUUAUUUCCCCUGCCUGAUCACUCAGGGACAGGGCAUGUACUGGUUCUGCCCCCUUGCUCUUUUACCCCCAGCUCCCAUUAGACUCAUCCCUGCUUGGUGAGCAGAGCACGGAGGGGAGAGUGGUCUCCCAGGAAGGACGACAGGGACCUGAGUGCCACGGUAGAAGUUUUACCCCUUUGCCUUCUGCUGCCCCUCCUUUCCUGCUCCUGAGUCUGAAUUUUGACAGGACCCAGUAUGUGUUACAGUGAUUUGGGCUUGAGCAAGCUAUGGGAUUUUAAUUAGCUUUCUGCUUUCCUUCAGUAGGGAGGGCCAGGGCCUGUUAGAUAGCAAAGGGUGGACCUCUGCUGAAUUCAGGUCUUGAUGCAGGCCUGGGCAGUUAGUGUUUUGCUCCCUGUGUUGGAGGCUGCGAAGAGGUAGGGGUGCAGAGAACUGUAGCCAGGCCACAGUUUGCUCUCCAUCCCGUCUCCCCCUUCUCUCUGUUCUCCCGAUGGCUUUGAGAUGAAGGCGAUGGCAAGGAUGGAGGAUGCAGUUUCCAUGGUAACAGGCUGUCCACAGCCAGGCAACUUCAGAGCCGGGCUCUCCGGAGGAGGCAGAUGCGCAAAGCAGCCACAGAGCUGCCUGCCAGUGAGGGGGCUGGCAGAACAGGUGGCACAGGGUGGCUGUCUGGUGCUGCCCACCCUGAUGCCCAGCCUAGAAGAGAGGGUGGAAAGAGCACUACCCCCUCUUCUCUAUUACUGCCAAACUCUUCCAGAAAGGUUGGGAGGUAGCCUGAGUUUGGGAAGGGUCAAGACUGGGGUAAGAGCUUCAUUGUGUCUGCACUCUUUGGAUGGACAUAGACUUUACUCCUGCUCUUGAGAUGGCCAUUGGUCUGAUGCUGCCAGUUGGACCUCUCAGAUGCUCAGAGACGGAUGAUGUUGGUGAAUGUCAUGCUCUGACUGAUCUGGGGACUACUUUUUAACUACUAAGGAAGGAACUGGACCUUAUUCCAUUAGCCCCCAUGGCUUUGACAUCCUAGCCUAGUUUGUUGAAUGGAGCACAGGUUUAGCAGAUACCUGUCCUCAGGUGCUGGCUUUGGAAGAGUCCCAGAGCCUGGUAGCUCCUACUUGUGACAGUUAUGACCUGUCACUUCCCUGACAGUACAUUGUCCUCAGGCUUCUCCUGAGGACUGGGCCUUCAGCAAGCAUUUCUGGAAACAAAGGCAGCCAUCAAGAACAAAACAAAAAGCUAAAAUGGUAUAUAUAUAGAGAUGACAUGAGACUGUAUAUGGAGGAGGCCUGGAGAGCAACCAGAUUGGCAUGAAAGGUUGAAAUCAAAACUAGUCAAAGUAAUGACUCUGUUUGGCUGACCUUAGAAGCAUCAGGGCUAGGGUGUUUCACCCUGGGUUUGGGUGCAUGGAUACUCAGGAGGAAAGGCUUUGUUUGGAUUACUUGUGGAGAUUGAAUGUGAGCUGCCACUAACCUAGGCUGGGGCACCUACCUCCACCUGGCCUCCUGGAUACACUCUCUCUAGCUGGCACUGAGGGUCCUAGCUAGGUCCUUCUUUCAGACUUCUUAUCCCUUCUUUUUCCCCUCCAUGGGCUCUUUUUAAUUGGAGGAGGUUCCUCAACCCUUGGGCUGGCCAGGCAGGCGAACAAGUGGAGUCCUGGAGUGGCUUCUCUGAACCAGGCGAUAAGUCUCUCAUUACUGUUAAGUGGAAGGCUCAUUUUAGAGCUCACGGUGAGAGCCUGGCAGGUGCUAUAAAUAGCCAUGUUGUGAAGGUUGGCGGGUGAGCAGUGACAGGGCAGGGGCCUCACAGUUGUCUUGGUGGGUAAUUGUGCCCCAUCACAGGAAAGGGAGGGCAGAUUCUAGAUCGAGAGAUACUUGCUCCCUGUUCUGGUGGUUCCCGUCUGCCUCAGGCAUGUCUGCUGCUUUGAUGCACUAGGGGCUAAGAAAUAUUGGUCUGUGUCCAGGCAAGGGGGAAUGGAGUGCCUGUCAGAACUUGGGGCCCUAGAAGCUGAUGCUUUAGCCCAUUAGGUAAUAAUAUUCAGUGCCACCUCAUGUCCUGCCUACCCUCUAGCUCAGAUCUCCUUCUUCCUCCUUUGGCAGAAACCCUGGCCUCAGGUGUAAGGAAGUACAGGAGCCAUAUUUGAUUAGUUUCAGAGUUUGACAGACCUAGCCAUGGGAAUGUGGUAAAAAGCAGUUUGUAAUUGUAGUAGUAUGUCUAUAGACGGGGCUUGAGGCACCAGCUUUAGGGGCACUGACCUCACCCGGUAUUUCUGUGUUAGUCAGCAUUGUCCAGGGGAGAGAGGGGAUCAGGCCACUAAGUUCUAGCAUAAAAAGUCAGAUAGGUUAGAUCUUGGCUUGAGUGCCUAAGGCCAUAGUCACAUUUUAUGAGACCAGCUACUUAGUCCUAGAUACACACAUAGGAUUAGCAGGGCCAGGCUCUUGGGAUGUUUUAGCAUUUGACUUAGAAUGCUGAUCUGAGGAUUCUCUGUCAUUAGACCGCUGCUCCUGAAGUGUAGGGCCUGCUCUUGCAGGGCUCCUCAUGUAGGGUUGAGACUUGGAAGAGAUGGGGAUGGAAUGCACAGCUAGCUCCUCCAGAAGGAAGAGGCUGUAGACAGUUCCCAGGGUUCCCACGGGACAAGCUGGUCAGAGCCCUUUAGUGCUUAUACCACAUUUUGCAACACUGGUAGGAACGGAAGCUGUGUGCUCACCCUCGGCUAGAGAUCUACCAGCAAGACCAGAUCCAUUUCAUGUGCCCGCUGGCACGGCAAGGGGAUUUCUACGUGCCGGAGGUGAAGGAGACAGAGCGGAAAUGUCGGGGGCUUGUGGAGGCCAGUGACACCCAGAUGGAUGGCACAGGUACCAGAGGAGCUGACACGAGUGACACAGGUUCUGUGAGCCCCGAGGUGCAGCCUGGCAGCCGGGAGACCUCGGCCACCACACUGUCCCCCGGGCCGAGCAGCAGUGGCUGGGAUGAUGGCGAUGAGCACAGCGAGCCCAGCGAGCACAGCUACAGUGAAUCGGGUGCCAGCGGCUCGUCUUUCGAGGAGCUGGACCUGGAGGGCGAGGGGACCUUGGAAGCUCGACUGAACCCUGAGGCCAAGCUGGGGACUCCUCGGGAGCUCAGCACCCCUGAGAGGGGUGAGGAGUAGCCACAAGCCCUCAGCCCUCUUGUGAUGCAUUUGCUAAGGGACUGAGCAAACUCUCCAGCCCCCUUUGUCCUUAACCUGCCCAGCUUGGGCUGGGAGUCCCAGGGCCUGACUUCUCCUACCCCAAGCCUAAACCUCCUCACUGCCCUUUUGGCUCCCAGUGCCGAAGGAGCCAGAGACUGUUAUCUGCACCAGCCUCCUGGGCUGCCAACUUUUUGCAGACUCAUUGGAGCUUCCAGAACUCAGAAUAAAGUGAAUUACUUUCUGGUUUCACCUGGA